CACGAUUGGCGUUCAGAGCACCUUGCUGCUGUCGUACACCGGAGAGCCGCUGCGGAUCCUGGGCGAUGUGUUCCUCCGGGAGCCUUCCUCUGUGUACGACCGAGGGAACGGAACGACAGAGCGGGACAGCCAGCUUUCCACCUGCAGCCUGGGCAAUGAUUCCAACUAGGAUUGCCAACUUUCCAGUUUUAGACUAGACAGUCUGGAUUUUAAACCUGCUGUACAGUUUUGUAGUACACUGAAAACCAGAAACGCAUUGCUCGUUAACACUACGAAAGGCGACCACAGGAUCUGUGUCAUUGGUGCAAAUUUGUGACAGACGGCUGUGCCUUUAAUUAUCAAUUGCUCUUGCUAAAACGACGAAAGAGCUGGACAAAUUGAUGUCACCAUAAUGAGCAACACAAUUUCACCUUUUGUUGGGUUUUGACAUAAUUUAAUGUAUGCUGCCGUUCAAUUAUUUUGAGGAAAUUGCUGUGAAGAUAGAUAUUGCUAGCAGCCAGACAGAGAAGGAGGCGGUACCUGCGUUGUGUAGCAAACCUGCUUGUUCUGUGAUAUUUUGUCAACUUCAUGUUCUUUACAAAAAAAAAAGAAUCAAGGUCUGUUGAUAAUGCAGUACAUAUUGCAAAUAUAUAUAUAUAUUUAAAGUUAUAAAGAUAUAUUUGAAUAAAACAUUUAUCUCAUGUGUGUGCAGGUAUGCUAGAUUACCCAACAAAAGAUCUUCCCAAGAAUGUUUCUUUGGAGUUUAUUUUAACAUUGUUCUGAUCUUAGAUGAUAUAAAGGAAUGGAAAGGCAGGCAGGUGGAACAGCUUCUUAAAGUCCCCUUGAAGGCUCUCGCUCUGGCUCUGCUGUGCUGUGCUGCUCCUGACAUGGGGCUCCUUCGGGUCCCUCUGAAGAAGUUCAAGUCUGUCCGCCAGCAGAUGAAGGAGAGCGGGAAGCUGAAGGCAAUCCAUUACACUGAUCCUGGCCUCAAGUACCAGGGCCUGCAUCCCAAUGCCUACGCCAUUUCCAGCAACGUGCCUCUCAGGAACUAUGGUGACAUGUCCUACAGUGGAGUCAUAAGCAUCGGGACCCCAGCCCAGUCUUUUUAUGUUCAGUUUGACACCGGAUCCUCCAACCUCUGGGUUGCCUCUACGUACUGCAGCAGCCAGGCCUGCACAAACAUACCUUUGUUCAACCCCUCUCAGUCCUCCACCUGGUCCAGUAAUGGGCAGACCUUCUCCCUGCAGUACGGCACUGGGAGCCUCACUGGGGUCUUCGGCUACGACACUGUCACUAUCGGGGGCAUUACCCUCACUAACCAGGAAGUGGGUCUGAGCACCAGUGAGCCGGGCACCAACUUUAUGUAUGUCGGAUAUGAUGGCAUCCUCGGCCUGGCAUACCCCAGUGAGUCUGUAGAAGGACAGCCCACUGUUAUGGACACCAUGAUGCAGAAUAACAUGCUUAAUGCCAACAUUUUUGCCUUCUUCCUGAGCCGGAAUGAGGCCCAAGGCAGCGAGAUGACAUUUGGUGGUGUUGAUCAGAGCCGAUACACUGGCGACAUCUACUGGACUGACGUCACCAAUGAGAUGUACUGGCAGAUUGAAAUUAAUGGCUUCUCAAUCAACAACCAGGAGACUGGCUGGUGCCAGGAGGGUUGUCAAAGUAUUGUGGACACAGGCACUUCCCUCCUCGGCUGCCCUCAUCAGUACCUGGGAUACCUGCAGCAGUACAUUGGAGCUCAGGCUGACGAGAAUGGGGAUUACAUUAUUGAUUGCAACAACCUGGCUAACAUGCCUACUAUUUCCUUUAACAUCAACGGAGUGAACUUCCCCCUGCCCCCAUCUGCCUACACCAUCGUUACCUACCAGAAUGGACAACAGUACUGCACCAGCGGCAUCAUGGGUACCUACCUGUCUUCCCAGAACGGCCAGGUCAUGUGGAUUCUGGGAGACGUGUUCCUGAGGGAGUAUUACUCUGUCUUCGACAGGCAGUACAACCGAGUCGGAUUCGCCGCUGCUGCUUAAGCCCCUCCCAUUCACUCCGGCCUCAGCCCAAUCCCUUUAUAACACACCUUAAACCAACCAACCAGAACGACUGCAAUGCUAGCCUGGGUUUCACCCUCCACACGUUGUGAGAGAGGGUGUGUUAUACAAAUAAAAACACACAUG
Molecule: messenger RNA, 2147 nt
Organism: Polyodon spathula (Mississippi paddlefish)
Lineage: Eukaryota; Metazoa; Chordata; Actinopteri; Acipenseriformes; Polyodontidae
Product: gastricsin-like
Exons: 9
Coding region: 867-2003 (378 amino acids)
Biological process (GO): proteolysis
Molecular function (GO): aspartic-type endopeptidase activity
Source: RefSeq, a predicted model, not a curated record